Molecule: messenger RNA, 2635 nt
Organism: Diceros bicornis minor
Lineage: Eukaryota; Metazoa; Chordata; Mammalia; Perissodactyla; Rhinocerotidae
Gene: LAT
Product: linker for activation of T cells
Exons: 11
Coding region: 591-1373 (260 amino acids)
Biological process (GO): signal transduction
Cellular component (GO): membrane
Source: RefSeq, a predicted model, not a curated record
CUCCCUGCUGCCUCCUCGAGCCGCGGCUGAAGGCUGCGGCUGCUGGCCUGCCAGGCUUCCCUCCUGCCACUGGUAUAGUUGCCUCUUGUCCUGGAGGCCGGCAGAGCCUUCUUGAGGGCCUGGGGUGGCUCAUCGGGCCUCCUCCCCCUCCCCACUGUCUGGGUGGGGGUGGGAAGGGGGCGGGUGCAGCCGGCUGAGGAGCCCGAUGAUUUCCUGCCCUCACCCGGCGCUCACCACAGCUUCCUGCCGCAGGCGGGCGGGCGAGGAGGAGAGGCGGGCGCCAAGCUGAGGGGCAGGUAGGACUGGGGUGCAGGGUCUGCGCAGGGUGGCUGGUGCCUCAGACUCCAGUCAAGGCCCUGGCCUGACCGCCUGGGGAUCAAGGGUCUUCCAGAGCCAGCGCUGACCCCCACUCAGUCCAGUGAGAGGAGGGGAUCCAGGGCCCCCAAGGAGGGCACAGCUGUCCCCACCUGGCUCCUGCCUGGUGCCCACUGGUCCCGGCACCUUGCUGGCCCAGUCCUCGCCCUGCUGCAGCUCUGCCCCUGAGGGGCGUGCGGCGAACAGCCAGGCCUGGUCCAGGCUCUCUUCUGCAGAUGGAGGCGGCCAUCCUGAUCCCCUCCGUGCUGGGACCCCUGCUGCUGCCUCUCUUGGCCGUGUUGCUGAUGGCACUGUGUGUGCGCUGCCGAGAGCUGCCAGGCUCAUAUGACAGUGCUGCCUCUGAUAGCUUGACCCCGAGCAGCAUCGUGAUCAAACGGCCUCCCACGCUCGCCCCAUGGCCACCGGCCGCUUCCUACCCGCCUGUUACCUCCUUCCCACCCCUGAGCCAGCCAGACCUGCUCCCCAUCCCGAGAUCCCCACAGCCCCCCGGGGGCUCCCACCGCAUGCCAUCUUCCCGGCAAGGCUCAGAUGGUGCCAACAGUGUGGCGAGCUAUGAGAACGAGGGUGCUUCUGGAACCCCAGGUGCCGUGGCUAGGGGAAGGCUAAGGCCUGCCCCAGGCUUUGCCGACCCCCGUGUCGUUACCCCAGAGCCAGCCUGUGAGGACGCGGAUGAAGAUGAGGAUGAGGAAGACUAUCACAACGAGGGCUACUUAGUGGUGCUUCCUGACACUGUCCCAGCCACCGGCACCGCCGUCCCGCCACCUCCUGCGUCCAAAAACCCCGGCCUCCGAGACAGCGCCUUCUCCAUGGAGUCGGGGGAAGAUUAUGUGAACGUUCCUGAGAGUGAGGAGAGUGCAGAGGCGUCUCUGGAUGGGAGCCGGGAGUACGUGAACGUGUCCCAGGAGCUGCAGCCCACAGCGAGGCCUGAGCCUGCCGCACGGAGAGCCCGGGAGGCGGAGGAUGAGGAAGAGGGAGCUCCAGAUUACGAGAAUCUGUAGGAGCUUAACCGAGAGCCUGUGUGAGGCGUGCCUGCCUGGAACCAGCCUUGCCUGGGACGGCUGAGCUGGGCAGCUGGCAGUGGCUCUGGAGGGCCCCUUGGCACCCUGCCCUGGCUCCAGUCUGACUGCAGCCUGAGAAUUUCCCCCCUAACUUAUUGUCACUUUGGGGUCCAGUCUGUGUGCCCCCAACACUCUGCACCUUCUGACGCAGCCUGAGAAUGAACUACCCUGGCCCCAGCCCUACUCCGUAAUAGAAUAAAGGCUGGUGUGGUCUGUAGUGCUUUUGGCUUCGGGGGGCCCAGUGGGUUGGAGUCAGGGUGAGAGUGGGCUGUGCCUGAGGACUGCAUGUGAGUGUGUGUGUGUCUGUGGGUGUCCGUCCUCCCCAGGCCCUUCGUGCUCCCGAGGGUCCUGACCAGGUACUGUGUGAGUGACAGCGUGAGUGACGGCGAGGACACGUCGCCUGAGUCAGGCACGUCUGGCCCAGGCCGGCACUUCUGGGGCUCAGAUGCACAUCCCCCGAGGUAGCCCAUGGAGACGGCAGAGGAUGGCUGCAAUGAGGGAGAGUGGGGCUUGGGGAAGCACUGGGCGCGGAGUGAAGGUCUGGAGCGGGACCCGUUCCCGCUGGUCCCCAGCUUCUCCAUCUUUAAAACAAGGGGAUGGACUUGACCUCAGAGGGCUAUCUUAAUUCUUACCUUUUGUGGUCCUCAAUAAAACGGAACUUAGAAAUGACCUGAGCAACUGGAAAAGUUGAUGUGCAGCACAGCAUUUUUCAGACUUGGGUGUGUAGACGACGCACGUGGAGUCUCAGAUGCAGAUUCUAGUUCAGUCGGCCUGGAACGGGGCCUGAGAGUCUGCAUUUCUCAGGAGCUCCCAGAUGGUUCUGAUACUGCUGCUCCGAGAACCACACUUGGAGCGGUUCUGAAGUGGCAGCUUCUGGUGGAUGCCCGGUCACUGUGCUUGGCUCUGGUGUGGGUGUGUGGCCUAACCUGGGCCAGUGAGGACCCGCCCUGGGACCUGGGCAGGAAGUGUUGGGAAGAAGCUCUUUUUGUUCGUGGCCGUUGUUAGGCUGGAAUAGUGUAGUCCCGGACCCCCCACUUGGAGAGCCUGCCCAAGAGUGAGGCCAGCCUGGGGGAGAGCGUGGCCCCCUGAUGGACAGGGCCGGUGUCCUGAUGAUGUCAGAACGCCCAGAUCCGGUCACACCUGCAGCGACACCCCUCAGACUUCCCAGUUGUGCAGCCCAAUAAAUUACCAAUUUUCUUCAA